AUGAGGAGGAAUGUCAGCCAUCACGCUCCAAGGGUUUCCGGUGACAGAUGGUGGAUUUUUCCCUUCUAUGCAAGCCUGCUUGUCUCGCUCAUGCUCUUUGUUGCCUGGCUUUUGAUGCCAUCCCCGUUUCUUUUGGGCGAUCAUGUGGUACCAACUGAUUUGGUGGCGCUCAGCGGAUUAGAUCAUCCUUUUCAGCCUGAAGUACCGGAAGAGCAAGAAAAACCAGAGCUCCCACCAGUGGAGUUCGAACCAGAGCCUCCUCGCAUUGCUUAUCUCAUCACAGGGACGAAGGGGGACAAUCUGAGGAUGCGGAGGACUUUACAGGCCGUGUACCAUCCAAGGAACCAGUAUGUUCUGCAUUUGGAUCUUGAGGCCCCCCCACGAGAGAGAAUAGACUUGUCGUCCUAUGUCAAGAGUGACCCAGUGUUCAGUGAAGUUGAGAACGUCCAUGUUAUCGCGAAGGGUAACUUGGUGACAUACAAGGGUCCUACAAUGAUAGCGUGCACUCUACAUGCCGUAGCAGUUCUACUCAAGGCGGGUGCCAAAUGGGAUUGGUUUAUAAAUCUCAGUGCUUCGGAUUAUCCUCUGGUGACACAAGACGGUCAGUGUUUCUCCUUCUCUGGCAUUGCUUUCAUUCCCACUGCAAAAACACUUGUGAUAAAUCUUCUGAGUUAGUCUACUGGUUCCACGACGAUUUCUCCAAGUUGAGUGGUUUCUUUUUACUGGAUGAAGUGGACAGCGUCGGAUUGUUAUUGAGAGCGUAAUUUUCUGUAGGCAGUUUUGACAACUUUUGAGUCUCACUGCCACCAAACUCGGUAGAAUUUUCUGUGCAGAGAUCUGUUUUCUAGUCUUCUAAGAUCCUGCACCAAAGUACUUUGGUAGGUUCUCUCAGAUUAUGAGAGCCGGCAUGGGUCCUAGAGGGGGGAUGUAUGAAUCAUGUGAUGUUUCUCAGAAAAAUAAACCCUCCAUGCGACCUGGUCUUUACCAACAGUCGUAUGUACCCAUUGAAGAUGAAAUCCAUCGUCAUUGGAAAAUCUCAAAGCCCACUCUCCCACCUUAAAACAUAUAGACAGUAAACCCUCUCUGUAAUUUGUUUCCCUCCCUGGUCACGUAGAACAUAACCAGUAAACCUGAUCAUUUUACCAGAUUGUUCCACUUUUGGGGCGCUGGAAGCAUGAUGCUAUAUUUUCUCAACUUCUUCACACUUGGAUGAUGCCAUUAAAUUUUCUUUUAUGUUGCCUCUACUUGGAAAUAAAUGCACCACCCAAUGGAUGAUGUCCGUGCAUUUGGGUGCAUAAUGAAUGAGGAUAUGAUUGGUGGGAGAAAGACCAUUAAAAUUACGGAAGGACCGAAUAUCAUCUGCAUUCUGUUGGUUUUCUCUUCUUUUUUUUCUUUUUUUCUUUUUUUUUUUUUGUGUUGCUGCAAUGAGGUUGCGACUUUCAUCGCUGUGCUCGGGGGUUCCAUUUCACUUGGAUGGAGAGCCCUCCAGGUGUUCUCUAAGAUCCGUCUCCUUGCCCAGUUGGAAACUUUAUGCGAAAAAACCCGCCCAUUAAAUUUUAUGCUAUGUUUCGCAGAAGAUUGUUAACUGAUCGGAGUGAGACAUUUUUGCAGAUCUUCUCCACGCGUUCUCCUCCCUGCCGAGGCAUCUCAACUUCAUCGAGGUAGCACGUCUCACUGGUUGGAAACUGUAAGUCAUCCUCAUCCAGCUGCUCUCCGUUUCUGCCCAAGUCAGCGCUCUCCCCAUCCCCCGAUCACCCCGCCCUGCUGGCUGAGCUCCCAAGAACCCAACCCACGCAGGAACCAGAGAGCGAGGCCGAUCGUGAUCGACCCGGGUCUCUACCUGUCCAAGAAGUUCGACCUCUUCGUGACUACCCAGCACCGGCCGCUCCCCACAGCCUUCAAAUUGUUCACGGGUACGCUCCAAAGUUGGAAUCUUUACACCCCCCGGUGUCGAUUGAAUGAAUGAAUAAUCGAAAAUUCUAUGUGGGCACAUAACUGUUCUUGUUGUUCUUGUUCUUGUUCUUGUUGUUGUUAGGGUCGGCGUGGGUGAUGCUGUCAAGGCCUUUUCUGGAGUACUGCAUCUGGGGGUGGGAGAACCUGCCACGGGCGGUGCUCAUGUACUACGCCAACUUCGUCUCCUCGCCGGAGGGCUACUUCCAGACGGUCAUCUGCAACGCCGAGGCCUUCCGUGGCUCCGCCAUCAGCCACGACCUGCACUACAUCGCCUGGGACAGCCCCCCGAAGCAGCACCCUCGCACCCUCUCCAUGGCCGACUACUCCAAGAUGCUCGCCAGCGGCGCCCCCUUCGCCCGCAAGUUCCGCCGUGACGACCCCGUUCUUGACAAGAUUGACCGGGAGAUCCUCCGGCGACCGCAGGGCUGCCUUGUGCCGGGGGCCUGGUGCGUUGGGCCUUUAGACAGUGGCGGCGGCGGCGGCGGCGCUGCAGCCGACCCCUGCCUGGUCCGUGGCGGCAAUGGCUCGGUGCUCCGGCCGGGCCCGGGGGCGGAGAGAUUGGAAGGGCUGACGCGCCGCCUGCUGGUACUGGCCUCCGGCGACUCUGGGAACCGAUCCUGCUCCUGA
Spirodela intermedia is the source of this 2580-nucleotide messenger RNA. NCBI's taxonomy places the organism in Eukaryota, Viridiplantae, Streptophyta, Magnoliopsida, Alismatales, Araceae. The record is from the annotation of a GenBank genome assembly.